Messenger RNA from Armigeres subalbatus, 1348 nucleotides. Its product is annotated as phenoloxidase-activating factor 2-like. The transcript has 5 exons. The record is from RefSeq and is a predicted model, not a curated record. Lineage: Eukaryota; Metazoa; Arthropoda; Insecta; Diptera; Culicidae. The coding region runs from base 85 to 1269 and encodes 394 amino acids. Gene Ontology annotation, molecular function: serine-type endopeptidase activity. Gene Ontology annotation, biological process: proteolysis.
UCGAAUCACAAGAUUCAGUGUUCGGGUGAUCGAUUAAUGAGAUAGACGGUCGAACGGAGUGCGGUAUUUAACGGAACGAAAAGAAUGAAACCGAUCUACACGAUACUGGGAUUAGUGUUGAUAGUGCACUACGAUCAUUCAAUAUUGUGCAACGAAUCUUCCGAAGAGGAUGGAAUUCCAAAAAAUAUUAAGGAAUGUCCAGGUGGUUAUUGUCUAUCCCCAUAUCUGUGCAAGAAUGGAUCUAUUAACGCCGAUGGCGUAGACAUCAUCGAACUACGAUUAAGUGAUUUCGAUGACGAAGACCUGCUAGAUAUAGAUGUAGACCAACAAGACGAUCCGUGCGAGGAAUUUCUGCAGCGAUGCUGUGCAGUGAGUGAUGGCGCCCGCAUCAAACCAAACCAGCCGAACGAGCCAGAACCAACCGACAAUAACGAUUCGGAUGAACUCUUCGAUGUACCUCCUCCAACGUGCGGUACAAACCGCCCGAACGGUUACGUCUUCCGGGUAAACAACAACUCCAUUGCUCAGUUUGGCGAGUUUCCCUGGAUGGCAGCACUGCUGCAGCGCAAAACGCUUCUGGACAAAGAAACUCUGGAAUAUUUUUGCGGUGGUUCCUUGAUUCAUCCGCAAAUCGUUCUAACGGCCGCUCACUGCGUGAAGGACUUUACCAAUGCUUUGGACACCCUGGUGGUUCGACUGGGCGAAUGGGAUACGGUCACAGAAAACGAACCACUCAAGCACCAGGAAAUAAAUAUCAGGAAGAUAAUUCUCCACGAGUACUACCACAAUCAAAAGUACCACAACGAUCUGGCUCUGUUGAUUAUGGAGAAACCGGCCAACCUGAACGUGCAUAUCAAUCCAAUUUGUCUACCAAACGCGAACGACAAUUUCGAUGAACAGCGUUGUAUGGUUUCCGGAUGGGGGAAAGAGAAUUUCAAUCCGAACGGAAAGUAUUCGGAAGUAUUGAAGAAAAUUGAACUGCCGAUAAUCCCUCGACCGCAGUGCAAAGAGAUGUUUCGUGCGACUCGCCUCGGACCGUUCUUCCGCUUGCACAACAGUUUCAUGUGCGCCGGUGGCGAUCCAGAUGUGGAUACCUGCAAAGGAGACGGAGGUUCUCCGCUGGCAUGUAAACUCGACGAUCAUUUCGUCCAGGCCGGCAUCGUGGCAUGGGGGCUCGGUUGCGGAGGCGCUCGAAUUCCCGGAGCAUAUGUGAAAGUUUCGAACUUUGUCAAUUGGAUCGGAGACAAGGUGAAACAAGAAGGGUUUUGAAUUGUAUGAUGGCUGAAAAACGAUUCUAAAAUCAUAGAUGAAAAUAAAAUAAAUUUUUAAAUAAAUUUUAAUAACAUUA